AUGCGAAUAGAAGGAAAGAAACAGUCUUCUGUCAGUAGUGACACUAUUAUAUUUAAGGACAACGACUCUAAAGAAAUAGCAAGUAGAGCAUUCGAAUUGACAACAGUUCCUCAACUUGAUAAUAGAUUAUUUAUCUUUAGACUACAAAGAGCUAAAGAUCUGAAGUAUAGGAGCAAAUUUCAAUCAAUCCUAGUAAACGUUAAUGGAAAAGGCCUG
Molecule: messenger RNA, 216 nt
Organism: Brenthis ino (lesser marbled fritillary)
Lineage: Eukaryota; Metazoa; Arthropoda; Insecta; Lepidoptera; Nymphalidae
Source: the annotation of a GenBank genome assembly